Messenger RNA from Pelobates cultripes (western spadefoot toad), 27763 nucleotides. The record is from the annotation of a GenBank genome assembly. Lineage: Eukaryota; Metazoa; Chordata; Amphibia; Anura; Pelobatidae.
CAGAUACUUCCGGGUUUCGGAGCGAUCACGUGGUUGGCACGACGUAAUUAUAUAUAAUUUUUUGUACAUCUUUUUGUAUAGUUUUGCAUCACUUUGGUAUUUGGUCACUAGUUUGGCACUUUGGGUUGUCACACACAUAUAACAUAUUUGUUCGUAUGCCGUUAUAGGAACACAUUCACUCACUUAUGCACUACAAGUGAUUCUUAAUGAUAUUCAUAAUAUCUAUACUUAUAACACUGUAAUUAAUAUACUGCCACACUUAGUUCACAUUACACACGCUACACAGAAUGAUACUAGACCCAUCGUUUAUUGUUUAUAUUGGUCUCCUAGCAACCACGUUCACUGCGGUCACGUCAUCACGCACUACACACGUCACGUGAUGAUCGGUAUACACUUCUGGGUUCGGAGUGAAAGGAUGAGGGAGUUAAUCACAAUUGGUGAGUACACUAUAUUUUUCCUAUAUAUACUUUGACUGUAUUUUUACAGUCAACUCCUCGCGCCCUCUGUAGUUAUGUCGGGUGCCGGAAUAUGACGCAUCACUAAACUACGCGCAAGGGAGCAGUGGGGAGCAGGAAGGCUGAGCACCAGAUAGAAGAUCCCCACUGGACCCCAGGGAUGAAUACAAUAAUUUGAGUGUGUGCAAGAAUGUGAAAAAUGUGUGCGUGUGUGUCUGUCAGAGUGUGUGUGUGUGUCUGUCAGAAUGAGUGUGUGCGUGUGUGUCUGUCAGAGUGAGUGUGUGUGUGUGUGUCUGUCAGAAUGAGUAUGUGUGUUUGUGUCUGUCAGUGAGUGUGUGUCUGUCAGUGUGUCAGUGAGUGUGUGUGUCUGUCAGUCUGUGUGUGUGUCAGUGAGUGUCUGUAUGUCUGUCAGUUAGUGUGUCUAUGAGUGUGUGUCUGUCAGUGAGUGUGUCAGUGUGUGUCUGUCAGAAUGAGUAUGUGUGUUUGUGUCUGUCAGUGAUUGUGUGUCUGUCAGUGUGUCAGUGAGUGUGUGUGUCUGUCAGUCUGUGUGUGUGUCAGUGAGUGUCUGUAUGUCUGUCAGUUAGUGUGUCUAUGAGUGUGUGUCUGUCAGUGAGUGUGUCAGUGUGUGUGUGUGUCUGUCAGUGUGUGUUUGUCAGUGAGUGUGAGUGUGUGUCUGUCAGUGAGUGUGUGUGUGUUGGUCAGUGUUGCGUUGGCCGCGGCUGGACAGUGUAGGGCCUGGAGAUGAAUGGAGGCACGCAACACCAGGUCACAUUCCAACGUGGCGUCGACGUGCUCCACCUUGACAGGGUUUCACUCAUAUUACCAAAGAAAGCCUGGGCCAUGCCGCUAUCCUAUUCACUCACGCAAUGAGUAGCAGAUUGAGGGUUAAUUAAAGGAGGUGAAUGGAACAUUUUACCCCGCUUGUUUAAACCCAAAUUAUGUCUUCCAUUGUUUUUUGUGCCGCACUCUUUAAGAAUUUCCAAUCCUUUGCGACACAGUAUAACAGAGUUGUUCAGUCAAUUGUGAAUUGUCUGAAAUUCUUGGAGAAUUCUCCUCUCUGCGUCAGUUUACAAUCAUUUCAUUACAACGUGCAAUCUACACUGCACAGAAACGAGGAAUAUAGCGGCCGUCUCUGUAGUCGCUGUACUUUCAGUUCAGAUAAAUAUUUAAACUCCCCGUGGACUACAUUUGAGUUCCUGACACUGCACACUUUAGUGUAUAACCACCGCCAGUGUUCAAUUGAUUCGAGGUAGAAUAAUAUCCCAUUGCUCACGCAGAGCCCUGAUGAAUGAGUAAAAACUACAAUGACAGUCAUGCUUUGCUUCCUCCUUUUGCACUGAUUGGCUGUUUUUGUGGCCAAUGACUAAGCUGAUAACCAUAAAGCAGGUGGUGAUGGGGAUGUGGUUUUAGAGAAUGAUGGCGUGGAACACUAAAGCAUCAAUGAAGCGUUUGCUGAUUGUUAAGGCUUUUCUGAUCCUGACUCUGUGCCUGGAGUAUGGAGGGGGGCAGAAGAAGAAAGAGGUUUGUGGUCAUUCAAUGGUUAAGCUGGUUGUAUUUGUUUCUGCUGCUAUGGUGAUACUAUGUAUCAGAAUGUCUCUUUCCUAUUUAAUAGCCCUCCAAGGAUUGCCCCUUUCCCUGGGAAUACAUAUUACACCGUUUACUCAUUUAUUGCGCAAGGUUAAAUUAUUUUAGUUAUUUACGCAAACAGAAACUUCUCCUUAUUCACAAAUUGUGAAAUUGUAAUUUUGUCUAUAUUCGUUAUAUAAAAUUUUCAUAAAAAAAAUAAUUCCACUUCAUAUGUGAACAUAACAUAUCCACUGGGAGUCUGUGCUCUCGUCUUUUAACAAAAUGCAUUUCACGUAUUCCAGUAUAAUUUAUCUGUAUUCUGUCUGUACAUACAAUAGUUUGUAAUAUACACUACGUUUUUAUAAUAAACCGGAUGUUGUACCUUUACUGCUUUAGAUUAAAUGUAAAAAAAAUUACAGGUUAGCUUAGAGGGUUAUUCCAAGCACCAUGAGCACUUCAAUGAUUUGAAGUGGUCAUGGUGCCUGGAGUCUCUACGUGGAGCAUUUCGAUUUGAAACGAUGCACAUAGAAAUAGUUUAACCCCUUAGCUGCCGGAGUUGUAACUUCAUCUCUGGCAACGUCUUCAAAUGUUGUUGAACGUUGUUCUGUGCUGGCUGAUAGGAAUUUUGUGCAAAACUGGAGUCUGACGCCAGCACGUCCAUCAUGCUGACGCCAGACAACCAGUCAUAGAACGGCAUUCCCAGCAUGCCUCUUUUGUCCUCCCCUCAGUCCGAUCUCCCUGUUCUCUGUGGGGGGGAUUGCCAGCUCAGAAAAGGUUAGUCUAGCCAGAACCAGUAGUGGGGUUCAAAAAUAUUAGUAACCAGUUCUGACUUUUUAUAUGUUUCCAAAUCCACAGGACCGGCCCGAGACAAUGUGCUGCCUCCACCCCCUACUACUCCCUCCCCCGUCAUGCACACACACACACAAGCACAUCGACACAGUCACACAUAUAUAUCCCGGGGGGCAAAGGGAAUGCUAUUAAUGCAUUAAAUGCAUAAACUUUGUAUAUCUUGCCAAUGAGCAGAAUAUACAAAAAUUAGGUAUACCAUGCAAUGAACAAUAAAUACAUAAACUAGGAAUAUCAUGCCAAAGAGCAAUAAAUUCAUAAAAUUUGUAUAUCAUGCCAAUAAGCCAUAUGUGCCUCCAAACAGCCUACCAAUGCCAUUCUGCCCUUAGCCUAUGCAUGCCAUCUCUCUGCCACUAGCCUCUCUGUGCCAUCUCUCUGCCCUUAGCCUCUCUGUGCCAUCUCUCUGCCACUAGCCUCUCUGCCUCCAGUGGGGGUGACAGUGUGACAAUGUGUGGUGAUGGUGACAGUGUGUGUGGGAAGGUGACAGUGUACGUGGGAGGGUGACAUCCCUCCUUCCAUAUAUGUCUCUCUCUCUUUCCCCUCCAUGUCCCUUUAUCCCUUUCAUUCAUGUCCCCUGCCCCUAUAUGUCCUGCUACCUCUUCCAUGCAUGUCUUUUCCCUUCAUGUCCCCUUUCCCCUCCCCUCCAUGUACCCCUACCAGUCAUGUCCCCCCCUUCUAUCCAUGUCUCCCCCUUCCAUCCAUGUCCCCCCUCUCCCUCUAUGUCCCCUUACCAAUUCCAUCCAUAUCCCCCUCCCCUCCAUGUCCACUUACCAAUUCCAUCUAUGUCCCCCUCCUUUCCAUGCCCCCCUCCUCUCCAUGUCCUUUUCCUCCAUGUCAUUCUCCUCUUCAUGUUCCCCUCCUCUCCAUGUCCCUUUCCCCUCUCCAUGUCCCCCUUCUCUCCAUGUCCUUCUCCUCCAUGUAUUUCUCUGCUUGUUAUAAUUACAUUACCCAUUGUGUAAGGUAAUUGUAUCACAGGCAGAGGGGAGGAUUUUGUGUGGGAGUGUCUGAGUGUAUUGUAUGUGUUUAUUGGUUGUGUUCCAAAACCCUGUGGGUGGUACUAAUGUGUAAGAAUGUGUACAUAAGCACAAUAAACCCACAGCUCUGUCUGUUCACUGCUUGACCUUCAACACGGAGCUUUGUCUCGUUCUUGGGGGGAUUUAUUGUAUGCUGUUCCAGUUUGACUGCUAGGAGUGUAAACCUAUUGGUAUGGUUUUUCCUAUUCGGCUGUUUACAGCAUUCAUAUGGUUUCCUGUUCUGCGGAUUGGUGUUCUGCAGUAGCUGUGCCUGUGUCUCUGGAAGGGAAGAUCUACUAAAUGGCGGUUUUUACCCCUUUUAAGCCUGGGGGUGACGUUACAGUUACAUAGUUACAUAGCUGAAAAGAGACUUGCGUCCAUCAAGUUCAGCCUACCUCACAUUUGUUUUUUGCAGUUGAUCCAAAAGAAGGCAAAAAAACCCAGUUUGAAGCACAAUUUUGCAACAAGCUAGGAAAAAAAUUCCUUCUUGACCCCAGCAUGGCAGUCAGAUUUAUCCUUGGAUCAAGCAGUUAUUACCCUACAUUGAAAGAUUAUAUCCUUGAAUAUUCUGUUUUUGUAAGUAUGCAUCUAGUAGCUGUUUGAACAUCUGUAUGGACUCUGAUAAAACCACUUCUUCAGGCAGAGAAUUCCACAUCCUGAUUGUUCUUACAGUAAAAAAACCUUUCCUUUGCCUUAGACGGAAAUCUUCUUUCUUCCAGUCUAAACGCAUGGCCUUGUGUCCUAUGUAAAGUCCGGUUUGUGAAUAGAUUUCCACACAAUGGUUUGUAUUGGCCCCGAAAAUAUUUGUAUAAUGUUAUCAUAUCCCCUCUCAGGCGAUGUUUUUCUAAACUAAAUAGGUUUAAAUUUGUUAACCUUUCUUCAUAGCCGAUAUGUUCCAUUCCUUUUACUAAUUUUGUAGCUCGCCUCUGCACUUUUUCUAGUGUCAUAAUAUCCUUCUUUAGAACAGGUGCCCAAAAUUGCACAGCAUAUUCAAUAUGGGGUCUUACCAGUGAUUUAUAAAGAGGCAAAAUGAUAUUCUCGUCCCGAGAAUGAAUGCCCUUUUCAUGCAUGACAAUACCUUACUGGCCUUGGCCACUGCUGAUUGACAUUGCACAUUGUUGCAUAGUUUGUUGUCUAUAACAAUUCCCAAGUCCUUUUCGUGUGUUGCACAUUUUUUAGAAAUAGAAGUAAUAAGAUAUUGUUAUCCGUUAAGACUAAGAUUAUGUGAGCAUGCUGUCAUUCUACAGGUUAGACUGUUUUUUUUUUAAUGCUAAGAUUUUCUGUAAAAUGUUCCUUUAAAAACUGACUGCUAUGUGGUCUUCAGUCUUCAAAGGGUCAAUCAAAGAAUUAAAAUCACUAUACCUUAUUAUAUAAUUAUAACAUUGUCCAUACCUGCCUAGUGUCCUUAUUUAGGAGGGACAGUCCUUGUGUUGGGCCCAAAUUCCACUGUCCCUCUUUUCUCUCCUAAUGUCCCUCUUUUCUAGGAGCUCUAUAUUGUUAAUGUGUCUGAGUGUAUAACAGAGCUCCACAGUAAUAACAUUCCCAGUAAUGUGUCUGAGUGUAUAACGGAGCUCCACCGCAAUAAUACUCCCAGUAAUGUGUCUGAGUGUAUAACGGAGCUCCACAGUAAUAAUACUCCCAGUAAUGUGUCUGAGUGUAUAACAGAGCUCCACAGCAAUAAUACUCCCAGUAAUGUGUCUGAGUGUAUAACAGAGCUCCACAGCAAUAAUACUCCCAGUAAUGUGUCUGAGUGUAUAACGGAGCUCCACGGCAAUAAUACUCCCAGUAAUGUGUCUGAGUGUAUAACGGAGCUCCACAGUAAUAAUACUCCCAGUAAUGUGUCUGAGUGUAUAACGGAGCUCCACAGCAUCAAUACUCCCAAUAAUGUGUCUGAGUGUAUAACGGAGCUCCACAGCAAUAAUACUCCCAGUAAUGUGUCUGAGUGUAUAACAGAGCUCCACAGCAAUAAUACUCCCAGUAAUGUGUCUGAGUGUAUAACAGAGCUCUACAGCAAUAAUACUCCCAGUAAUGUGACUGAGUGUAUAACAGAGCUCCCAAGCAAUAAUACUCCCAGUAAUGUGUCUGAGGGUAUAACAGAGCUCCACAGCAAUAAUACUCCCAGUAAUGUGUGUGAGUGUAUAACAGAGCUCCACAGCAAUAAUACUCCCAGUAAUGUGUCUGAGUGUAUAACAGAGCUCCACAGCAAUAAUACUCCCAGUAAUGUGUCUGAGUGUAUACCAGAGCUCCACAGCAAUAAUACUCCCAGUAAUGUGUCUGAGUGUAUAACAGAGCUCCACAGCAAUAAUACUCCCAGUAAUGUGUCUGAGUGUAUAACAGAGCCCACAGCAAUAAUACUCCUAGUAAUGUGUCUGAGUGUAUAACAGAGCUCCACAGCAAUAAUACUCCCAGUAAUGUGUCUGAGUGUAUAACAGAGCUCCACAGCAAUAAUACUCCCAGUAAUGUGUCUGAGUGUAUAACAGAGCCCCACAGCAAUAAUACUCACAGUAAUGUGUCUGAGUGUAUAACAGAGCCCCACAGCAACAAUACUCCCAGUAAUGUGACUGAGUGUAUAACAGAGCUCCACGGCAAUAAUACUCCCAGUAAUGUGUUUGAGUGUAUAACAGAGCUCCACAGCAAUAAUACUCCCAGUAAUGUGUCUGAGUGUAUAACAGAGCUCCACAGCAAUAAUACCCCCAGUAAUGUGUCUGAGUGUAUAACAGAGCUCCACAGCAAUAAUACCCCCAGUAAUGUGUCUGAGUGUAUAACAGAGCUCCACAGCAAUAAUACUCCCAGUAAUGUGUCUGCGUGUAUAACAGAGCUCCACAGCAAUAAUACUCCCAGUAAUGUGUCUGAGUGUAUGACAGAGCUCCACAGCAAUUAUACUCCCAGUAAUGUCUUUAAACUAUAAUAAAUGUCUUAAGAAAUCAGUCUGUGUAAAUAAGAUACAUUGUUUCUGUUCUAUUGUUAUUCGUAAGAAGCCUAAAAUUUCUCAGAAAUGUCUCGCAUUUUAGUCAUGAAGAAAGGUUAACAAAUUUAAACCUCUUUAGUUUAGAAAAACAGCACCUCAGAGGGGAUAUGAUAGCAUUAUAUAAAUAUAUCCGGGGACCAUACAAACCAUUGUCUGGAAAUCUGUUCAUAAACAAGACUAUACACAGGACACAAGGUCACGCAUUUAGACUGGAAGAGAGGAGAUUUAGUCUAUGGCAAAGAAUUUUUUUUUUACAGUAUGGACAAUGAGGAUGUGGAAUUUUCUGUCUGAAGAGGUGGUUUUAUCAGAGUCUAUACAGAUGUUGAAACAGCAAUUGGAUAAAUACUUGCAAAAACAUAAUGUACAGGUAUAUAAAGGGAUAUAAUUUCUUGAUCCAAGGAGAUAUCUGACUGCCAUUCAGGGGUCAGGAAGGAAUUUUGUUUCCUAGUUUGUUCCAAAAUUGAAAGCACUUCAAACUGUCCUUAUUUUGAAUCAAUGGCAAAAACAAAUGUGAGAAAGGCUGAGCUUGAUGGACACGUUUCUUUUUAGCUAUGUAACUAUCCAAUGAUACAAUAAUCUUUCAGUGUAGCUGCUGUAUAAUUUUAUACUGUGUCAAUGAUAAAUUAUUAGAUGUUUUUUUCAUUCUAGAAUCUAUUGAGUGAGAAGGUGGAGCAGAUGAUGGAGUGGAGCUCGCGACGGUCCGUCAUCCGUAUGAAUGGCGAUAAAUUUCGGAGAUUAGUGAAAGCGCCUCCGCGUAACUAUUCAGUGAUAGUGAUGUUUACUGCCCUCCAGCCUCAGAGGCAAUGUUCUGUUUGCAGGUAAAGUAUCUAGUAACCUUAUCAGAAAAAUAAAAACCUCAUUAUUAUUUAUUUAUUUAAUUUAAAUGAUUGUACUUUUAACUGGAUAGAUAGCUCACUUGGUUAAUGUAACAACUGCAGUACUAGUUAAAACAGCUUUUCUUUUUGGAAGGCUCAACUGAACCUUUCAUACUUCUGCGGUCGAUAAAAUAAGUAAUAAGUAAUUGAGUUGGGAAAUAACCCAGGAUGAACUUAAAAAAGUAAAUAAAUUGAAAUGAAUACUAUUUUUUUUAAAAAUGCUAUAAUUAUUUUUAAUUGCAAUAUGUCGUAAUAAGGCACUUUGCGAACCUUUUUUUUUGGCGAUUCUAUGGCCCAUCUGCUAUUAAACCCUCUGCAUCCUUCGUCCUUUUGGUCCAGAGACAAAUGAUGGCUAAUGUCUGGCACUGCAUUUGUUGAAGACUAUGUUUCCCAUGAGUCAUUAGGGCCACUUAUCUUGAUUAUUCAAUUAAAAAACGUGUUGCAGACUAAUACCAUGCUUAUAAUUGGGGUCCCUUGCAGAAAAGGGUAAGAAUGAACUUUGAAUAGUGAUAAGAAAACAGUCUUUAAUUUGUGAUAUAAAUAUUAUACGUUGUACAUAAAUAGUACAAGAUUAGGAGAUGUCAAUUAUCAUAUGUAUUAUAUAAAUGGUACGUGUUAGGACACUGUUUAAUAGAUGAAGCCAAUGAUACCGAAAAUUGCCAUAAGCACAAAAUCAGGUUCGCAGUUCAAUAGGGUCAAACGAAUAAUAGUCAGGAAAGCCAAAAGGUCAGGCGGCACAGGAUCGUAGUUGGGAAUCAGGAAAGGGUCAAAUACCAGGAAAACAACAGGACAGGCACUGAAGGUAUCACCAUCAUAGGCACACAGUAUACCUGAGAAAUGAGUCUAGGAGCAGAGGAGUUUAAAUAUGGAAAAGAGGCAUGUCGACUUACUUCAACUCCGCCUUCUAAAUACGCCCCUUUGACAGUUAUGCCCACUGUCCAUUUCAGAAGGCGUUGCUUCGGCACGUGCGCCAAAGGUCCCUCCUGUUGCUUUGCCCCUCUGCCAAUGUGUGAGUGGAGCGGGCAGACUCCGAUCCGUGGUGCCGUUCCUGGGAUGCUCCGAAACGGCGCCUUCAUUAAAAGAAAGGGAGAUGCUGUGUGGGAGUGCGCAGUAAGGUGACAAAGGAGCGGGGGUCUGACAGUACGAGUUUACGAGAUAUAAAUUAUUAUACGUAUUACAUAAAUAUUACAAGAUUAUAAAAUAUAAAUAAUUAUACUAUUACAUAAAUGGUACGAGAUUAUGAGAUAUAAAUUAUAAUACAUAUUACAUAACUAGUAUGAGAUUAUGAGAUAUAAAUUCUAAAAUGGAUUACAUAAUAAGUACGAGUUUACGUGAUAUAAAUUAUUAUACAAAUUACAUAAAUAGUAAGAGUUUACAUGAUAUUCCUUAUACUAUUACAUGAAUAGUACUAGAUUAUGAAAUAUAAACAAUGUAUAUGGUUUACAUAAAUGGUACGAGUUUACGCGCUAUAAUGAUUAUAUCUAUUAUAUAAUUGGUAUGAAAUUACAAGAUAUACAUCAUUAUAUGUAUUAUAAAAAUGAUACCACUGAUCUUUUGGAUGGUGUCUUGAGAGGUGGCAAUGUAUCAGACACAAUCUGACCUUUAACCUGUGUUAUUAUUAUUAUUAUUAAUGCCAUUUAUAUAGCGCCAACAGAUUCCGUAGCGCUUUACAAUAUUAUGACAUUGGGAUUUAACUAUAAAUAGGACAAUUACAAAAAAUGUACGGGAACGAUGGGUUGAAGAGGACCCUGCUCAAACGAGCUUACAUUCUAUACCCUUUAAACAUUGCCCUCUAGAAAAUUCGAAUUGGUCAGACCAUUUUCCCAUUUUGCGGUCAUAUGUCUGAUUUGGGAACUGAAUCUGAAGAACAAAAAAUGUGAAAAUGCGCCAAUAUUGUAAAAUAUAUACAUAACAUCAUGUUUAUAUUUGCAGGACACCAACUGGAGCAUUUUCUCGCUGUUUGAUUCACAGAUCAGAUGGGAAAAGUAACCAACAGAGGGGUAAACAGGGGGAGCAGUACAGAACAUUCUAUAUUAUAUAUUCAUUAAAUGUCUAAUAUGUAUAGACUUUAUUUACUGCCAAUUCUGGUUUUCCCUCGGCCUCCUAGCUAUUAAAAGUUAUUUUUACCAUCAAUCAUCCCUUUUUAUACUUCUGGAAUCCUGAUCCGAACUGGACAAGUUCAGCAUUGUGGGUUUUGGGUGGUCCAUAAUUCGGGUACAGAGGGCUUGGGCGGCUGAAGUUGUGGGGCACCGAGAGGAGCCCUGUCACAUGGGGACCAGGAGGUGGCUGUCUGGCCACCUUAGGGCACUCCCAAAGUGGCCCUUAUUCAGUAAGGAAUCGCAGGCACCUGACUAUUCUGCCGAUAUAUGAUGGGGGGAGAGAGAGGAGGGGGAGGAGGGUUGGGGGGGUAGGAGAGGAUGCAGGCAGCAGAUCCUCUGUGAUGACAGGAGCCGGAAUAUUAUAUAAUUCUGGCCUUGGCACAUUAUACAGCGCACAGCAGGAAUGAGUGUGCGCGUCUGUUUAAUUGAUGGUUUGUAUCAGUGUCUGUCAGUGAGUGUGUCUGUCAGUGAGUGUGCAUCUGUCAGUGAGUGUGUCUGUCAGUGAGUGUGCAUCUGUCAGUGAGUGUGUCUGUCAGUGAGUGUGCCUGUCAGUGUGUCUCUCUCAGUGAGAUUGUGAGUCUGUCAUUGGGAGUGGUCCGUCAUUGAUGGUCUGUAUCAGUGUCUGUCAGUGAGUGUGUCUGUCAGUGUUUCUCUCUCAGUGAGAGUGUGUAAAUGUCAGAAAGCGUGUGCCUGUUUAGAAAAACUGGGUUGGGCUUAUAGAUGGAAAGGUAAAGUCAUUGCCAUGGAAACAUGCAUGUCGGAACAUUUGCAAAGGGGAUGGGUUAGUAAGGUAACAAGGCCCACGUGGGGGGGCACUAUGUGUGUAGCAGUUCAGCCCAAAAUAAAUCUCAAAGUCUAGUGCCCUCCUGACUUUGCUGUCCUUUGAAGGUGAGCAUAUGAUAAAGUGGAUACAGAAAUUAAAGGUAUAUCAAGUCCCAGAAUCCUUAGCUGCAGGAUAAGUUCUGCAUUCUGAGAAGAUCUGUGCGAAAAUCGAUUUUCUGAUUUAUAUGAGAAGCGCUGAUUUAUAAUUGAUACAAUCAGAUACACAAUUUGGGAAUGUGAUGUCCUGCGGUUUUCCCAAAUAUCUGGUUAGAAUAUUUUGUGAGGUUUAUCACCUCAGUUCGAGAGAACCUUUGAAAUCAUUUAGAUUUUCAUAACAUCAUUGUUUAAAAUCAGUUAUCAUUAAGUAAUAAGAUUAAUAUUCUUCGUCAUCGGAGUUCGCUACAUGCAAGGUAGGUUUAUAGACAAUUAACCACUAGAGGGCAGCAUUUCUCUGUACUAUGUGCACAGCCAGAUGAGCGUUUAUUGAUGUGUAUUUUACCAACAGGCAAGCUAAUGAAGAAUACCAAGUCCUGGCGAAUUCGUGGCGCUAUUCGUCAUCAUUCUCCAACAAACUUUUCUUCACCGUUGUGGACUACGAUGAAGGGGCAGAUGUUUUCCAGCAGGUGAAUGAAAGUAUAGAUUGUCCACCAUUGUAAAUGAUAUACUAGCAGUGGUGUAGCUAGUGCUUUUGCUACCAGAGGGCUGCCCCUGGGUUUGCCACCCCUAUCUCGAGUCACGUCAUGUCCGGUGCAGUGGCGGACGUCAGUGGCUGCACCAGAUAUACCUCUUUUAAGUACUCAACGCCUCUAACAAAGUUUACACAGUUACACAGUUUACAACCUUUUCAAGCUUUUUUAAAGAUAUACACCCAAUGAAAAUAUGUAUGAAAAAUUCAUUGGGGGCAUAUCUACUAAACAGUGAUUUUAUCAGUUGUUGGGGGGUUGCCCAUUUGGGCAGAGUGUUCCUUUAAAUAAAUAUUGUUACUGAAGCGCUUCAGUAUAUUUUACUUUUUGGUGUCAAAGGAAACACUUAGGAGUGAAACACAGCUUAUUAAAUUACAUUUUUUUUAUACACAUUUAAGAAAUAUAUACUUUUAUUUUUUGGCAGGGAGUGUGUCUGUGGAGGGCGGCUAUGGAGGGUGCAGGGAUGGAGUGGGAUUUGUGCAGGGGAGAGGGGGGGAUCUGUGCAGGGGAGGGAGGGGGAGUCAGGGAGAGAGGGGAGAGGGAUCUGGGGAGGAAGGGGACUGUCAGGGGAGGGAGGGAGAGGGGAUCUGUGCAGGGAGGUAGGGGACUGUCAGGGAGGAAGGGGGAGAGGGGAUCUGUGCAGGGGAGGGAGGGAGGGAGGAAACUGUGCAGAGUAGAGAGGGGAUCUGUGCAGGGGAGAGAGAGCAUCUGUGCAGGGGAGAGAGAGCAUCUGUGCAUGGGAGGGGAUCUUUGCAGGGGAGAGAGGGGAUCUGCGCAGGGGAGGGAAGGGAUUUGUGCAGGGGAAGAAGGGGGACUGUCAGGGAGGCAGGGGGAGAGGGGAUCUGUGCAGGGAGGGGAACUGUCAGGAAGGCGGGGGAGAGGGGAUUUGUGCAGGGAUGGGGUCUGUGCAGGGACCGAGGAGAUCUGUGCAGGGUGAGGGAGGGGGAUCUGUGCAUGUGAGGGAGGGGUGACAGGGGUCUGUGCAGGGGAGGCAUGGGUACUGUCAGGGAGGCAUGAGGAGAAGAGAUCUGCACAGGGAGAGGGGCUGUGCAGGGAGGGAGGGUAUCUGUGCAAAGGAGGGAGGGUGACUGCCAGUGCAGGGGAGAGGGAGUCAGUGCAGGGGAGGGAUGGGAACUGUAAGGGAGGUAGGCGGUGCAGGGAGGUAAAGGGGGAGGAGAUCUGUGCAGGAAGGGGGCUGUGCAGGGAGGGAGGGUAUAUUUGCAGUUCCCACUCUGACUCCCUCUCCUUCCUCCCGUGCGGCUCUCUGACAGCUGGGAGGAGUGACCGAGGCUGUUGCUUCCUUCCAGCAGUGGCCCGUAGCCCCCUGGAAAUCCAUAUCCAUCGGGUGGCCUCAACAGCAUGGUUCACCCGAUGGGCCCCUUGAAGAUGCGGCCCCGGCGGUUUGCCGCGCGGGCCAUGGCCGCAACACUGGCUGCGGGUACCCGGAUGCAGGGGUCCGCAGGGCGGCUGGGCCCCCUGAAGUGAUGUGCCCGGUCGCAGCUGUGACCCCUGCGAGCGGUAUGUACGCAACUGGGUAUACAGCUUAAUGUACAGUAUACAGCUUAUGAAUAGUAUACAUCUUAAUGUACGGUAUACAGUUUAAUGUAGUUGUUCAGGUAUCUAUGGCCUGUGCCUGCAGGCUUUUCAAUGUAAACACUGCCUUUUCAGAGAAAAGGCAGUGUUUACAUUACUUCCUGGGAACACCUCUAGUGGCAAUCACUUCCUCCAGCGUCUCCACUUAUUGAUUCAAUGCAUCUCUAUGAAAAGAUCUUGAUUGGCACAGCACAGCAUUUUAGCUUCCCAGUGCUUUCCUAUGGGAAAGCAUUGAAUUGGCAGAGGUUAUCGAGAGUGAGCCAUGGAGGAGAUGCCAACAGCGACCGGAACGGCAUGGAAAAAAAGGUGACUAAAAACACCUUUGCCAUGUAAUUGCAGGUAGGCUGGCCAUCUAACCAGACGCACACACUGACAUACACACUCACUGACAGCAUUUGCCCGGUAUGCCCGAUGGCCAGUCCGGGCCUGCUCUGAUUUGACAAACUGAGAGACACACACUCACUGAUUUGACGCACACACUGAUACUGCAACACUCACACACUGGCGCACACACACACACUGUAACACUCACAAUUUUUUAUUUUAAUGUGUCCACCCAGCGUCCCAGCUUUGGGAGAGCUGGAGUGGUUUGGCUUUCCCUGGUGUCCAGUGGGGCUGCUGUCAUUUCCCUACUCUGUUCACAAGAGCGCUGUUUAGUGAUGCCCGGGCUGAAGUGAUGUCAUAUUCCGGCUCCAGGCAUCACUGGAGGGCGCACAAGAGAGCAAACCUCAGCCAACCGCCUGCCUGCCUCCACUGUGCAUUAGCUCCCUGCCUGACUACGAUCUUACCCCAGGGGCUGAACGGGCUCGCAAAUCCAGGAUCCAGGACAAAAUUCCUAGUUGCCAUGGUGACCUGGCGCCUAGGAUAUGUCGAGCCCUGUCCUGUAGUCUGCAGUGUCACUGCUAGCCAUCCCUGGAAGACCCAGCUCUAGCAUACCUGGCUUACAUGAAUAUGGCCAUGACGGGGAAUAAAAGGUAUAGUGGUAUCAAUAUAGACUGAUCACAAUCCAGUCUCUCACGCACAGAACCUCAAUGUGUAAUACAAUGUAUGACUCUGCAGCGUUCACAGUUCUGUGUGUUUGUGUUUGUAAGACAGAGACAAUAGGAUAUUUGGGCCCUGGAGGAAAUAGUGUGUUUCCCCCCUCGAAAUAUAAAAUAUUAGGUUGUGACUCUCCACACACCCUCAGUCUAUUGUGAGUAUCUCAUAACUCCAACUUUCCCUCUAUUGUGUCUGUUAAUCCUCCAUUAAUAUUAAUUGAACAUUCAAAUGUAAACAAUGUGCAUUCACGUGAUUAUAACUAUUAAAUCAGGGCCGGAUUUCCCAUUGGGUAGAGUGGGCAUCUGCCUACAGGUGUCUGGCUACUAAGAGGCGUCUGUUUCCAGCACUUAUAAUGUGAUUAUUGGGCUGGUGGGGACAUAAGUACUAGGGGCCUUGACCUGUGUCCUCUGUAGCUCACUCAGCCUUAAUAGCAGAGCUGCAGGAACAGUUAUAGAGGGUGUAAAACCCAUUUCUGUCCCAGCUCCUCCAGUGUCUGUGUGUUAGGCUGAACAGGAAGUGGAAGGGUCCACUUCCCGUCUGCCACUAAGAGUCUAAGACGUCCAAACAGCAGCAUCCCUUUCCUCCCACUGCAUGCUACCUACAGCUCCGUGUGAUAUUGAUUGGCCACAUUACAAUGCAAUGAGUGACAGUGCCGGAAGGGGGGUGCUCUGUAAACACGCCUUCAACCUGUCACCGUUUCCCCCCCCUUGAAAUUCCCUAGAACUCUACUGAUUCUAUUCUUUUUUUUAAAUUUACUUAUUUACUUAUUUUGCAGCUCAAUAUGAAUUCUGCUCCAACAUUUAUGCAUUUCCCUGCAAAAGGAAAGCCUAAGAGGGCGGACACCUUCGACUUGCAGCGAAUUGGUUUCGCGGCCGAGCAGCUCGCAAAAUGGAUUGCGGAUAGAACAGAUGUUCACGUAUGUUGUAUCAACGUAUAAAAAGAAGUAAAUGUUAUGUAUCAAAUUAUUAGCCAAAGUCACCCAAGCAGAUAAAUACUUAGCAUGCAUUUAUAGCUAGUGUACUUUUUGUUUGUUUUUUAAUAAAAUUGUUUACAUACACAACACUUGAAUAGUUUAAGUGUGUGCAGGUAUACUUUCCUUGUAUAUUCAGUAAGGCUGGUCAUUUUCUGCCCUCUACACCUAGUCGAGAGAAAACACAGAGGUUUGUUUGACUUUGGAGUUCUGUUUAUUAUACAUUUGUGAUCAUCAAGGGAGAGUCAAUGAAUGCUCUUAGUCAGGGCUUUGCUAAUGAGUUAUAACAUUUUAUGGUGACCUAAUAUACCGCAGGCAGAAAAACGUUUUGUGCAUAGUCACUUUUGCCUUAAGCAAAUCAUAAUAAAAGUCAACCAUUUUACAGGUAUCUUCCAUCUGAUAGGGCAGUUGUGGUGGUAUAGAAACAUAGAAUGUGACGGCAGAUAAGAACCAUUCGGCCCAUCUAGUCUGCCCAAUUUUCUAAAUACUUUCAUUAGUCCCUGGCCUUAUCUUAUAGUUAGGAUAGCCUUAUGCCUAUCCCACGCAUGCUUAAACUCCUUUACUGUGUUAACCUCUACCACUUCAGCUGGAAGGCUAUUCCAUGCAUCCACUACCCUCUCAGUGAGACAGCCGCUAGAGGGAAUGGGGGAAGGCUUAACCCAUUCAUAAACAUAGCAGUUUCUCUGAAACUGAUAUGUUUAUAAAACAAUGGGUUAACCCUAGAAGGACCUGGCACCCAGACCACUUCAUUAAGCUGAAGUGGUCUGGGUGCCUAGAGUGGUCCUUUAACCUUUCCUGGUAAGUUUUGAAAAGAACUGAGAACGUAUGCAGUUGUUUACACAAAUUUGAGUGCGUCUUACAGAUAAAAUGUUAAUAUUUAAUGGAUAUGUAUUUAGGCCAAAUAAGAACAGCUCUCAUAUAAAUUCUGUUUGAAGUUCAGAUGCAGAAACAAGGAUGAGUGAAAGAUUAAACAUAAUAGAUGUUUGUAUUUUCAGUCUAAAUUACUCAGGCGUUACCUGUCUAGCUACCUUUUGCUCCUAUUCCUGCCUUUCUAUAGAUCUAUGGUUCUCCUAGCUUCUUAUUGGUGGUGAAAGGUUGAGCCAGAAGGGGUAGACUAAGGUUCAAGUAGAACAAGUAAAUGAAAUCAAUUACCGAUGUAACCGGGAAGAACAUUGUCAGAAUCUGAGUCACACAUGGAGAGUUGUCAGCUUGUAUUUUCCAUUUUUGUUUUCACAGAUUCGCGUGUUUAGACCUCCAAACUACUCUGGCACAAUCGCGUUGGCCUUAUUGGUUUCCUUAGUGGGGGGUUUGCUCUACCUGAGAAGAAACAAUUUGGAAUUCAUUUAUAACAAGACAGGAUGGGCGAUGGCGGCUCUUGUAAGUAUUUGUAGGGUUUUCUAUCUAUAAUUUUCCAUCUUAUAAAAUGAUUUUUUUUAUGCAAGCAAGUUUAAAGGGACAGGAUCAUAUCAUGAAGGAGCUCGUGUUAAAGCAGAAUCCGAUGGCAUACUGUUUUCUUAUCCUGUGUUUCAAAACCUCAGGAGCCUUCGGACCCCAAUGUGAGGCUGAUAUUAAAUAAGAAUUAAAUAAUGUGACAAUAUUAUGAGUUUUGUUUUGUUUCCAAUAGUUUCCACUACUGUCAUGAAAGUUGGUAUCUCAUAUUUCCAUGUAAUUUUAAUAUAACGUAUCGUAUGUGAUGCUAACGUGAUUGAUUAUUUUUUUUUUAGUGUGUUGUGUUUGCCAUGACAUCAGGACAAAUGUGGAAUCACAUACGCGGACCGCCUUAUGCACAUAAGAAUCCACAAAAUGGUCAAGUGGUACGUCAUUUCAUUAACAGAUUCACCUCCUAGAUAUCCACGCCAGGACUUGAUACACAGCGUGAAUCUUCUCAGCAAUAUGUUCAUCAUACAGAAAACCCACCAGCCCUUUAAUGGAAUAUUCAUAACUUACAGCACCUAUAAUUCACACCAUGGCACCCCAUGACCUAAGCUUCAGGUCGAGACAACAUAACAAGCACCGGCCCAAAAGAGGCACACAGCAGCCAUCAGUCAACUAAAUAGCAUACACCUCAGCCAUAGAAGGCACGGAGCCAUCAGUCAACCAAAUAACAUACACCUCAGCCAUAGAAGGCACAGAGCCAUCAGUCAACCAAAUAACAUACACCUCAGCCAUAGAAGGCACAGAGCCAUCAGUCAACCAAAUAACAUACACCUCAGCCAUAGAAGGCACAGAGCCAUGAGUCAACUAAAUAGCAUACACCUCAACCAUAGAAGGCACAGAGCCAUCAGUCAAUCAAAUAGCAUACACCUCAGCCAUAGAAAGCACAGAGCCAUCAGUCAACUAAAUAACAUACAUCUCAGCCAUAGAAGGCACAGAGCCAUCAGUCAACCAAAUAACAUACACCUCAGCCAUAGAAGGCACAGAGCCAUCAAUCAACCAAAUAACAUACACCUCAGCCAUAGAAGGCACAGAGCCAUCAGUCAACUAAAUAGCAUACACCUCAACCAUAGAAGGCACAGAGCCAUCAGUCAAUCAAAUAGCAUACACCUCAGCCAUAGAAAGCACAGAGCCAUCAGUCAACUAAAUAACAUACAUCUCAGCCAUAGAAGGCACAGAGCCAUCAGUCAACUAAAUAACAUACACCUCAGCCAUAGAAGGCACAGAGCCAUCAGUCAACUAAAUAGCAUACACCUCAGCCAUAGAAGACACAGAGCCAUCAGUCAACUAAAUAGCAAACACCUCAGCCAUAGAAGGCACAGAGCCAUCAGUCAACUAAAUAGCAUACACCUCAGCCAUAGAAGGCACAGAGCCAUCAGUCAACUAAAUAACAUACACCUCAGCCAUAGAAGGCAAAAAGCCACUAGUCAACUAAAUAGCAUACACCUCAGCCAUAGAAAGCACAGAGCCAUUAGUCAACUAAAUAGCAUACACCUCAACCAUAGAAGGCACAGAGCCAUCAGUCAAUCAAAUAGCAUACACCUCAGCCAUAGAAAGCACAGAGCCAUCAGUCAACUAAAUAGCAUACACCUCAGCCAUAGAAGGCACAGAGCCAUCAGUCAACUAAAUAACAUACACCUCAGCCAUAGAAGGCACAGAGCCAUCAGUCAACCAAAUAACAUACCUCAGCCAUCGAAGGCAGAGAGCCAUCAGUCAAUAAAAUAGCAUACAACUCAGCCAUAGAAGGCACGGAGCCAUCAGUCAACCAAAUAACAUACACCUCAGCCAUAGAAGGCAUGGAGCCAUCUGUCAACCAAAUAACAUACACCUCAGCCAUAGAAGGCACAGAGCCAUCAGUCAAUAAAAUAGCAUACAACUCAGCCAUAGAAGGCACUGAGCCAUCAGUCACACAAAUAGCAUACACCUCAGCCAUAGAAGGCACAGAGCCAUCAGUCAACCAAAUAACAUACACCUCAGCCAUAGAAGGCACAGAGCCAUCAGUCAAUAAAAUAGCAUACAACUCAGCCAUAGAAAGCACAGAGCCAUCAGUCAACUAAAUAGCAUACAACUCAGCCAUAGAAAGCACAGAGCCAUCAGUCAACUAAAUAGCAUACACCUCAGCCAUAGAAGGCACAGAGCCAUCAGUCAACUAAAUAGCAUACACCUCAGCCAUAGAAGGCACAGAGCCAUCAGUCAACUAAAUAGCAUACACCUCAGCCAUAGAAGGCACGGAGCCAUCAGUCAACUAAAUAGCAUACACCUCAGCCAUAGAAGGCACAGAGCCAUCAGUCAACCAAAUAACAUACACCUCAGCCAUAGAAGGCACAGAGCCAUCAGUCAAAUAAAUAACAUACACCUCAGCCAUAGAAGGCACAGAGCCAUCAGUCAACCAAAUAACAUACACCUCAGCCAUAGAAGGCACAGAGCCAUCAGUCAACUAAAUAGCAUACACCUCAACCAUAGAAGGCACAGAGCCAUCAGUCAAUCAAAUAGCAUACACCUCAGCCAUAGAAAGCACAGAGCCAUCAGUCAACUAAAUAACAUACAUCUCAGCCAUAGAAGGCACAGAGCCAUCAGUCAACCAAAUAACAUACACCUCAGCCAUAGAAGGCACAGAGCCAUCAGUCAACCAAAUAACAUACACCUCAGCCAUAGAAGGCACAGAGCCAUCAGUCAACUAAAUAGCAUACAACUCAGCCAUAGAAGGCACAGAGCCAUCAGUCAACUAAAUAACAUACACCUCAGCCAUAGAAGGCACAGAGCCAUCAGUCAACUAAAUAGCAUACACCUCAGCCAUAGAAGACACAGAGCCAUCAGUCAACUAAAUAGCAUACACCUCAGCCAUAGAAGGCACAGAGCCAUCAGUCAACUAAAUAGCAAACACCUCAGCCAUAGAAGGCACAGAGCCAUUAGUCAACUAAAUAACAUACACCUCAGCCAUAGAAAGCACAGAGCCUUUAGUCAACUAAAUAGCAUACACCUCAGCCAUAGAAAGCACAGAGCCAUCAGUCAACUAAAUAGCAUACACCUCAGCCAUAGAAGGCACAGAGCCAUCAGUCAACUAAAUAACAUAGACCUCAGCCAUAGAAGGCACAGAGCCAUCAGUCAACCAAAUAGCAUACACCUCAGCCAUAGAAAGCACAGAGCCACCAGUCAACUAAAUAGCAAACACCUCAGCCAUAGAAGGCACAGAGCCAUCAGUCAACUAAAUAGCAUACACCUCAACCAUAGAAGAUACAGAGCCAUCAGUCAACUAAAUAGCAAACACCUCAGCCAUAGAAGGCACAGAGCCAUCAGUCAACUAAAUAGCAUACACCUCAGCCAUAGAAGGCACAGAACCAUCAGUCAACUAAAUAACAUACACCUCAGCCAUAGAAGGCACAGAGCCAUCAGUCAACCAAAUAACAUACCUCAGCCAUCGAAGGCAGAGAGCCAUCAGUCAAUAAAAUAGCAUACAACUCAGCCAUAGAAGGCACGGAGCCAUCAGUCAACCAAAUAACAUACACCUCAGCCAUAGAAGGCACAGAGCCAUCAGUCAACCAAAUAACAUACACCUCAGCCAUAGAAGGCGCAGAGCCAUCAGUCAACCAAAUAACAUACACCUCAGCCAUAGAAGGCACAGAGCCAUCAGUCAACCAAAUAACAUACACCUCAGCCAUAGACGGCACAGAGCCAUCAGUCAACCAAAUAACAUACACCUCAGCCAUAGAAGGCACAGAGCCAUAAGUCAACCAAAUAACAUACACCUCAGCCAUAGAAGGCACGGAGCCUUCAACUAAAUAGCAUACACCUAAGCCAUAAAAGGCACAGAGCCAUCAGUCAACCAAAUAGCAUACACCUCAGCCAUAGAAGGCACAGAGCCAUCAGUCAACCAAAUAACAUACACCUCAGCCAUAGAAGGCACAGAGCCAUCAGUCAACCAAAUAACAUACACCUCAGCCAUAGAAGGCACAGAGCCAUCAGUCAACCAAAUAACAUACAUCUCAGCCAUAGAAGGCACAGAGCCAUCAGUCAACAAAAUAGCAUACACCUCAGCCAUAGAAGGCACAGAGCCAUCAGUCAACCAAAUAACAUACACCUCAGCCAUAGAAGGCACACAGAAGCCAUCGGUUGUCCACACACCAUUCUUCGUACCCAUAGCAAGCAUGCAGCAGCCAUCAGUUUAAAGGGACUCUCCAGUGCAAGGAAAACAAACCCAUUUUCCUGGCACUGGAGAAUCCUGGGGUGCCCCCUUCCCCAUGCCCCCCAUCCCACAGUGCUGAAGGGGUUAAAACCCCUUCAGGCACUUAUAUUUAUCCAGCGCUGUCGGUGCUUUGUCAGGCUCCACCCACACUCCUCCCCUGCCAACGUCAGCCAGCGGGGGAGACCUAAUGCGCAUGUGCAGCAAUGGCCGCGCGCGCAUUAGACCUCCCCAUAGGAAAGCAUUAUUCGGUGCUUUCCUAUGGGGAAUUUCUGACGCUGGAGGUCCGUUAGGAUUCUGGAAGCUCCCCCAGUCUCACUUCCACUGGCACUUUACAUUGCAGCACUAAGUGCAAUGGGGAGACAGCACUCAGACCACUUAAAUUAGCUGAAGUGGUCUAGGUGCCCGGAGGGUCCCUAUAACAUAGUUUAUUCUCUUCAGCCGAGUUUUUAAACUAUAUUUCUUCUUAUUGCUUUGUAAAUGCUUACAGUUGCUGAAAUAUAUUUUAUUAAAAGUAACAGAAUAUAAUUUUUUUCCUUCUCUUCAGAGCUACAUUCAUGGAAGCAGCCAAGCCCAGUUUGUGGCAGAAUCUCACAUUAUUCUUUUACUGAGUAUCCUUUUCAGAUUAAUCUAGCUGAAAUAAAUGGCAUAUUAAAUGCAUAUAAAGGGUUUUAUGUAAACAUAGAUGCUUGGUAUUGCAGUUGGUAGCAACAAUAUUGUUUAUGGUUUUGACAUAUAUAUAUAUUUGAAUACUUUUUUUUGUGUGGUUGAGCUUUGUAUUGAAUCAGUUUUGUAUUUUGACCAAUAUAUGUAACAGUUUUCCCAUGAAGGAGAAGAAGUAUGGACACAGUGUAAAUCAGAAAGUCUUCCCUCGCAGGGGAAGAUACUGUAAAUAUCAAUUUAUGUAAGGAUGCAUUUAUAGAUAACAUGGAACAGAGAGUAAAAAGUUGUAUGAGGCACGGACGUCUAAAGUGAUGCUAUGUAGCACGAACAGUGGUAGAGGGUAACUGCCCUACCGCCGUAUGGCUCAGGAAAAAUCACCAUGUAAGAUUGGGCUUUGUCCUAGUAUGCUCCUCUCCAUCCCGGGGCUAUGGCGUGUCCGAGUGGUGUCAGUGGUUUGAGAUAGGAGACGCGAUAAAAAAAGGGGUGUCGUUGAAAUUUGUUAAUGUGUGCCACAGAAAUAAUGGAUUCAAACAAGCCUCCUGACAGCCCAUUAAACACAAGGUGCUUCCAAUAUUCUUGAAUAACAAGAAUACAUUUAAAUUAUUCAGAAUAUGCAUAACUGUGAAAAUAGAAUAAAUAAAUAAAGGAAAAAAAUGAAAAUACAUUAAAGAAAAAAAGAAGAAAUUUGUAACAAGAAAUUCCAUUGGACUUUUUACAUGAUAAGACGGUUAUCAUCGGCAUAAGUGGUGAUAGGAUGGGACACCUUCUAAUGUUUGGUGAUUAACAUGACUGUAUUUCCACAUAUGAAAAAUAAAAAGAUUUCUAACAGGGUUAUUUACUGUCAGAAAUUCAAAAUGAAUUUUAAAAUUUAGGCUAAAAUAACCAAUUUUAUUUCGGUCAUUUUAUAUAUAUAUAGCUAGCAUUAUAAACCCAGUGAGAGUCCAAAGUAAUGAUUUUACAAUCUUACAGAAGCGAUCUUUAGACUGUUACAGGUAUAUCCACAAUUACGUAUUUUAUAACAUUCAUCUCAAUGAUAUGGUAACAAAACUGAUUGCCAAAAAUAUUUUGCUCCAAACCUUUUAUUAUAAAUAUUUACACACUAUAUAUCGAUAUAGUCCUUAGAUCAGUGGUAAUGUCAACCAAGAAUUCCAGGUUCAAUCCUGGUCAGAGCACCUCACCAGUAAGUGUCCCUAACAAUAAAUAUACAGCAACCUCAAAUGCUCAUAGAUUGUAAGCUGAUGUGAGCAGAGCAUUCUUCAUUUCUAAAUAUCCCCUUUCUAUAAUUGUAAAGCGCUCUGGAAUAUGAGCGCUCUAUAGAAAUGGCACUGUUAUUGAUAAUAAUAUAGCACUCUGACAAAUUCUUCAUUCCAUAAAGUAAUGUAAAGUUCUGCUAGACAAUCUUUCAAUCUGAUAGUAAUGUAUGCACAGUGUUACCCUUCCUUAGCGACAAUUACAGAUGCGGCUAUCACAAUGGGAAUGGUUCUUUUAAAUGAAGCAGCAACGUCAAAAGGUGAUGUUGGAAAAAGACGAAGUAAGUCAAGAUUUUACAAUUCAACAAAAAAACUUAAAGUUUAGUCCUAUUGUACGUUAAUCAUAAUAGUAAUAGCACUUCUUUGUGAUAUCAUUUGUCAAAGUGUAUUGGUGUGAGGAUUGCUAUAACCCACAACACAGAACUUUAGAAUUAGAGAAUACAGUAUGGGGCGUACUAACGGUCCUUAGAGUGGUCGGGGUAACGCAAGAAUAUAACAAAAAUUGUACACGGAAACAAGCCAAGGUCAGGAUUAUGGAGAAACAAACCAGAGAUAGAGAUACUCAGCAUCAAUGAAACAAUAAAAAACAAAGAAAAAAGUUACCUGCGCACUUUCCCAGAUCCCUGUGUAUAUUUAACCCUUAGUGACCAGAUCGUUUUUUUAUUUCUCACCGUUAAGGACCAUAGCUGCUUUUUACAUUUCUGCGGUUUUUUGUGUUUAGCUGUAAUUUUCCUCUUAGUCAUUUACUGUACCCACACAUAUUGUAUACCGUUUUUCUCGCCAUUAAAUAGACUUUCUAAAGAUACCAUUAUUUUCAUCAUAUUAUAUAAUUUACUAUAAAAAAAUUAUAAAAUAUGAUGAAAAAAUAAAAAAACACCUUUCUAACUAACCCCAAAAUCUGUUGAGCAUCUACAACUGCCAAAAAACACCCAUGCUAAAUAGUUUUAAAAUUUUGUGCUGAGUUUAGAUAUACCCAAUGUUAACAUGUUUUUUUUUUUUUUUUGCAAGUUACAGGGCUAUAAGUACAAGUAGAACAUUGCUGUUUCAAAAUAUAUAUUUUUAAAAUGUAUCAAUAGUGACAUUGUAACUGUGAUGAGAGCAAUCUCGCCACAUUGCAUUGGAGGAGCCUGGUUGCCCGCCUGCUCCCUUUAGAUUAUGGACCGGACUUUUAAAAUACUUUAUUUUCCCUGCAGAAAGGCUUAUUAAUGCCUUUCUGCCAGGGGUAGAUUUUAUCUACCGAACAAAAUAUCGAAGGCGCGACCACCGGUAAACUGGCGUGUGCCUUCAAUUUACCUCCCUGAAGCUAGCGUGUGCCGUCAAUUGACCACCCAGUAGCUGCGGUUAACCGCAGCUUAAUUGACUGUUACUGGGUGGCUGCGGUUACACUUAGCGGCCGCUAGGUGGCGGUGUUAUGGAGCUCCCCGGACAGCCAGCGGUGCUCAGCCCGGAAUCAGUGCACUAAAAGCGGACAUACUUUUACGCGCAGGCAUCACUGAGCCUCCAGCCUUCCCUGCUUCUAUUUGUGGCUGUUUAGCCGAAUGCUGAAUUGAUCGGGACUUUUUCUAUGUGAAUGUUUUAACCCAGAUAGCUAUGCCAUGGAGCCUAUUCGUGUAAUUAAAGACUUUGGCUUCAUGGCAAUUGAACUGUGUGAAUAGGAUCUGAGCGCUAUUCGGUAGUUAUGUGCGCUCAGAUCCCAGCUAUCUGGGGAUAUGUGACAUGUCUAUAUUUUAUGUAUUAAAUGUAACUUUGUAUAUUUUAAAGUAUUUUACUGUCUUUGUGUCCCCACGUGUAUAAUGGAGUUUUGCCUCUGUCCUGGGAGAUAAUUGGAUUACUUCCCAAUUAUCUGCAGGAUAGAGGGAGGGAAAUUAGGAUGCAUUGUGGGGAUGUUUUACUUCUGUGUGUCUAAAUGUGAUACAUGUCUGUCUGUGUUACAGUCUCCUAUCUGGUCCCCUAGGGGAGUGUCCACCAGGUGGGAGACCUGCAUAAAUACUGGGCAGGAAGCCCUGAAUAAACCAGACCACUGCUUGACCCUCAGCACGGAGCUCUGUCUCGUCUUUGGGGGGAUUUACUGUAUGCUGUUAGAGACUGAUUGCUAGGAGUGUAAGCCGCUUGGGUGCUUUUCCUGUUCGUCUGCUAGCAGCUAUUCGUGAGGUUCCAGUUCGGGAGUUUGGAGUGCUACGUUGUAUGCAGUCCGGGAGUUUGGAGCAUUCCCUUGAAUGCAGUUCGGGAGUUUGGAGCAUUCCCUUGUAUUCAGUUCGGGAGUUUGGUGUUCUGCAGUAGCUGUGCCUGGGUCUCUGGAAGGGAAGAUCUACUAAAUAGCAGUUUAACACUUUAAUGCCUGGGGGUUCCGUUACAGUAACACUGUGUUAUCUGUCAUAAAUCUCUAAAUCACACCUCACAUGUACAUAUUUUUUAAAGUAGACACUCCAGGGUAUUCAAUAUGGGGUAUGUCCAGUCCUUUUUAUUAGCCUCUUAGUCAAAAACACGGGCCAAAGUUAGCAUUUAUAUUUGUUUGCAUGUUAAAAUUGCAAAUAACAAUGAUGAAUGCUAAAUUUGGCCAGUGUUUGUGACCAAGUUGCUACUAAAAAAGACUUAACAUACCCCAUUUGCAAUAUUUUGGGUGGUCUUCUUUUGCAAAUGGUGUGCCAUGAUGGGGGCAAUUCUCAUACCUGGACUACCAUACGUUCUCAAAGGCAACAUAACCAACCUGGCAAUUUUCAAUAUAAAAAUAUUUAACUCUUAUAUUUGACCCUGUAACUUUCAAAACCCCUAUAAAAGCUGUACAUGGGGGGUACUAAUAUACUUGGGAGACUUCGCUUAACACCAAUAUUAGUGUUUCAAAACAGUAAAACAUAUCACAACAAUGAUAUCAUGAGUGAAAGUUCCGUUUGUGUGUGAAAAAAUGCAUAAAAAGUCACUUUCACUGACAAUAUCAUCGCUGUGAUAUGUUUUACUGUUUUGAAAAACUCAUAUAUUAAGGUUAUUAAAUAUGUAAUGGUCCAGUCUCAUUAGAGAUAUUUAUUUGCUCCCACUGAAGCAGAAAGAUGUUAUUUUGUUUAUAAUAUACUAUUUCAUUAUUAUACUUAUUAUUAAAUUAUAAUAAAUACAGUUAUUAUAUUAUAUAUAUAUUUUUUUUACCAACGUUUAUAAACGUUUACAAAUUAUCUCUUUUUCCAGUUAUAUGUCUAGUCGGAUUGGGCCUUGUCGUAUUUUUCUUUAGUUUUCUUCUCUCAAUCUUCAGAUCAAAAUACCACGGAUAUCCGUACAGGUGCGGUAAGCUAUUCUCAAUGAUUAAGCCUGUUUGCGUUUUAGCCGUUCUAUCCCAGUAUCCUGACAUUGCUCAUUUUCAGCAUUUGCAUUAAAAAAAUUAUUUCCAUCACACUGGAUUAAGUUAAUUCCACGUAUCAUGCCAAGCAACAUCUAUACCAGAUUGGGCCAUGGACAGGGCAUUUCUGGAUAUCCCUGCUUGAACUUAGAUAAAAGAAAUACCAGAAAAAUGUAUUUAGUGCAAUAAACUGUAUGAGAAAAGUUUGAUAAAGACGUGUAGGUCUGCUCUGUUUUGUGUUUUUGCUUGGCCAACAUUACAAAGAUUGUUAAAGGGAAACUCUAAUGUUAGAAAUACAUAUAUUUCUAACGUUAGAAUUUCUUGGGACUCCUUCCCCCCCUUAAAAAUAAAGACAGUUUACUUACCUUUAUGGUGGUGAUCCCUGCCAAUCCAACACUUCUUUGUAGAGAAGCAUUGUAGGGCUUACUUACUGUACAUGCGCGUCAGUCUACGUUUCCUCAUUAAAAUCCAUUAUUACAAUUUAUCUUUAUGGUACCAGUGAACGUUGGCACUAGUGAAAGUUGGUCCUACAAAGAUUGCAGGUCCAGAACAGAAAGUGCCAUAAUAGGAAGGUGUCUUGAGGGAUAAAUAUAAACAUUGCCUUUUCUCAGAAAAGGGAUUGUUAACAGUGCUGAGACUGCUAUUGACGUCUGAAGCAUUAUUAUUAUUUGGUCGCUAAAGAAAUAACCAAUUAGUAAUUAUUAAUCAUUGUACAAUAUUAAUUCACUUGAUUUACUUAGCACAUUUUGUAAAGUUAAUGUACUCUGAUUCCUUGUUUUUAUCUAUCUAUCUAUCUAUCUAUCUAUCUAUCUUUGCUUAUAAUAACUCCCUUUUUUGUUGCAGUUUUCUAAUCAAGUGAAAUUCACAAGAAUUCCGGUGAUGUAGAAAAAUAUGCUUUUUGUCAGUAUUCGAAGGCAUGUUCGUUUGUGACUUUGCUGUUAGUUUAUGCGUUAGAUUUCACUGUUGUAACGUAUUAAAGGGGUACUCCGAGGUAGUUUGAUCCAUGUUGUUUGAAACAAUAAUCAUGUUGUUUGUAAAAUAAUCAGAACAUGCAAAUUAAAAAAUAUACCCACUUGUAAAGUCCUGAAAGAUUGACCCUCUCAUGCUGGUCCGUGCAGUCUGACAUAUUAGACAUGUUUAGUGGUUGUUUAACUCUCUUUGCAGAGUUUAGAAGUGCGAUAGUGACAGUCUGACCACAACCUCAGUUCUGCUCAAAACGAGGGUCUCUACAACUUAUAGUUCACCUGUCAGUUUUCUACUUGUGAAGACUGUUUAGUAAUCUUCAACUCCCAGAAGAAUUUGCUGUUAAAUCAGAGAAACACUGUAUUCAAAAUGGGAGAGACAGAUAUAGAUUGUGUUUGACAUCAUCUGCACAUGUUCAGUAUUUAGCAAGAUGGAAGUAUUUUGGAACAGGGGAGAUGGGACAUGGGAUGCAGAAUGUUGCAAAAUCAAUAUACAUAUAUAUUUCAGAAAAAUCUGUUCAUAAAUUUAAAAUAAUUAUUUAGAUCAAAAGCUAUAAAGUUCAUAAAAGUUGCAUUGGUGUCCCUUUAAUUUUGGUUUUGUCGCAUUCACUGGAAUUGUACUGUAAAAUGAAAUGUGAUAUUUAUAAAACAUACUUUAUUCUUGUAGGAAGUAAUUCAGCUUUUUAAUAAUUGUACCACUAUGAAACAUUUUGCCUAUUAGAUUUUUUUAAUUUGAUCUUGAAUCCAAUCACUGUUUACAGUGGAGACCCCCAUGUAUAUUUACUGUGUUUUGUAAUUUUAUAAUCUUAUUAUUUGCUAAUUUAAAAUCCUUAUGUAUUUGAAUAGUUUACAGAUAUAUGUGAGUCACUAUAUGCCCAAAUAUCUAGAAAUUAGUAUUUCGUAAUGAUGACACUUAACAUGCAGCUACUAUGUGUUGUUUUUGUUUUGGCAUAAUAAAAUUAUUGAUCAAAAUUUGGCUAUAUGUCAUAUUUGGUGUUAUUUGUUGAUGCAAAAUGUUUUC